AGACAAGCUUCCUUCAGGAAAUGGGAUCUGGUUUUUUUAUUAGACCAACUAAAUACUCGUACACAGACUACAUAGAAGAAAAUGUUGGGGACAGUCCAAAGACCAACCAAAGAGUCGGGAAAUAGUCGCGGUGGUGGCCCCCCAUGGAGAGUGCCCACCCCAGGAGUGGACGCAGUUGUGUGGGUGAAUGGGAUCUCUUUUCGUCGACCAACAAAGUAGUUGGCAAAAAUUGUUCUUCGCAAGCGGUGGCACCGGGGUGACGUGCGCCCCCUGAGAGCGCCGGUGCACCCCCUCACAGGCUGCGCGCAGGCGAUGGGGGGGCGGGGAGGGCAGGCGAGAGGGCUGUGAACCCCCCCCAGCCAGCGUGAUCGGUCGCUGGGGGGGCAAGUGCCCCCCGCCCCCACCCGCCCUCGACUCAGGAGGCACCAGGCGCCCAUGUUUGCAGGCUUUUAGGAACAACACCCUUCCUUAGGCAGUGACUCUCACAGGGCAGAAAGCAGAGACUCUCCCUGAAGAAGGGUGUUUGGACCCAAAAGCUUGCAAAGAACAAUUUUUCCAACUAUUUCAUUGGUCUAAUAAAAGCGAUCACAUUCACCCAAACAACCUGGGGUGGAAACUCUCCAGGGGACACACCACGGCUACUGUUUUCCAACCAUUUCAUUGGUCUUUUUACUUUUUCCAACUCUUUAGUUGGUCUAAUAAAAAAAUAUUGUAUUGACCUGAAGAACCUUGUUUGUCCCUGUCCUUAGACCAACAUGGCUACAACCAACAGCCCCAUCGCAUGAGUUUAUACAUACUGAUAUGGCCUAUCACCCGCCACUCCUGCCUUCUUUCUUUUCAGUGUUGCUGAUAGCAGCAGUCAGUCAUCAUUGCCUUCUUGCUCUUUAUUGCUUUCAAAUGCAGUGCAUAGUUCAGAAAUGUGUGUGUAUGUACACAGAUAGAUAUCCAUUUACACACAUGUGGUGAUCCCUCAGGGUCAAGGAUGACCACUCCUACAGGACAGAGAGGAAGAGAAGGAUGUGUAUACAAAUAGGUGGACAUGAUGAUGGUUGAAUGGAGGGGUAGAUGCAUGUGUACAGGGAGGUAGAGAUGGGUGAAUGGUUGGUGGUGUGGAUUUGGGGAUGGAUGGAUGAAUGGAGGGACGUAUCAUAGUAGAGGAAGAGAUAGAUGGUUGGGUACUAUGGAGAUGAAAGGGUUGUCAAUAUGUCCCUUGACGCUGAGAAGGCCGAUCCUAGAGCUGUUGAAAGCUGGGCAAACACCACAGGUGGUGAUUAAAGGGAGGGAUGAACCGUAGAUUUCUCUGCCUGGUUUCCUUUCCUUCCAUUUCUGUCAUUUUUCUUUCCUCAGGGCAAGAUGGUUUUCCUCAAAGUAAGAUGUACCUUCUCUCACAAGGCAUCGCCAUGUUGCCCUGUCCUGGGCUAGUUUUUCCCAACUUGUGAUGUCAAUGCCACAUUUUUUCAUGUUUGCCUUGAGGGUGGCCUUCAAACAUUUCCUCUGGCCCCCGCAUGUUGUUUGUCCUUGGCUGGCUUGGGAGUAGAGCAGUUGUUUUGGUAAAUGUACAUCAGGCCUGCGCACACAGCACUCUCUCUGCUGCAGCUGAUGUUGAAUAAUCAGCGCUUCCAAACUGGUGGUAUUGGUGUCAGUGAGGCUGUUUUCAUUUGUGCAACCAUCCUCCCACUUUAUGCCAAGGAUCUUCCAGAGGUCACCAAGUGAGGCGUGACGUGAACACAGACAGAAAGUCACCAUGGAGGUGGAAGUCUGGCCUACAGCUACCAGGACAAUGAGGCCAGGGGCCCUGGAUGAGUUUACAGUUCCUGAGGUGGCUCAGUUCAUGGUUACAGAGCAGCGGCCCCACAUUGAGCAGCUCUUUGGUGUGGAGCUCAACAUACUAGGAGUGCUGGGGACCAAGCAAAAUGCUGAAGACACCACCCCAGGUGCCAGGAAGAUCUGGCUGCAGCUGAAGGGAUCCAAGGAGAGUCUGCAGAGAGCAAAGGAUUAUAUCAAAGGUCUCUGCACCCCUGAACUGAGUGAGAAAGUCUCCUAUCCAAAGGACAUGCAGUGUGUCUUUUUAGGGGCUCAAGGACUUUUCUUGGGCUGUCUCAUCCAAGGGACCUCAGCCAACCUGUUGCUCCUUAGCGCUGGCUCCCUGUUGGUCUCAGGCUUGGCUGAGGCCGUUGUAAUGGCUCAGAGCCGCAUCCAGGAGUUUGUGAAAAAGUAUCAAAACAAUCCCAAGCUUCCCGAAGAACAGGAAACUACGGUCAAAAGGGCCUUCAGGGAACUGGUAGAGUCCCACAAUGACAAGCAUGCCAUGGACCUGCUUAUUUUGCCCACCCCAGUGAAAGAGGAGCUGCUCAGCCUGGUGCGGGAAACACUGGAGGAAGUCAAACAAGGAGAACAAAAGAAUGGGGGCUGGACCCCACUGGCAUUCAAACAAGACUGGCCACUUGGUGGGAAAGCUGAAACCACAGGUGGUUUUAGGCUUCAGGAUUUGACUAAUACUCAGGACCACUUUGAUUUUCCCAAAGGCCUCAGUAGGCUACAAGACCAGACUAGGCUACAAGACCAGAUUAGCCUACAAGACUCCAGGCUUGAUCUGUCCACCGGAUUUAACCGAACUGAUUUUCCAGUUAGUCUCAGUAGGCCUGAGGAGGAGACCACUCCGAAACCAGUACUUUACAAGAGGUCUUCUCAACCCUUCCUAGGUUGUAAUGCUACCCAGCAGUGUCAGGAAGAUUCAUUGUCCCCUGAGCCCCUGGGCUUAGCAGCAGGCCUGAAGGAAUCCCUAAAGGAAAGGCACCCCAGGGAAACCAUCGAUGAGGAGAAGGAAUUGUCAACUGGUAUCAUGUCAUCAUCAUGGACGGAGAAGGAGUUCAAGAUGAGGCUGAACUUUUUCAAGACCAUGGGCUACAAGGAGCAGGUGGUAAAGAAGGUCCUGAUGGAAGGUGGGGUGCGGGAAGCCCCUUCAAGGAUCUUGGGCAAGGUUGAGAGAGAGCAAGCAUCCUCCUCCCAGCAGGAACAUAAUACCAUACCUCUCCAGGAGCCCAGUGGAAGAGGGGUAUCGCCUCUUCCACAGAUGGAGAUGACCCAAGAUGAGCACGAGUACCUGGUAGAGGUCAUUAAAGCAGCGGCAGCCAAUUGUGGUCACUCACUCAGCGAGAUCCCGGAUGAAAUCCCACGGGGAGCCCCUUUGGCUGAUUUGCUGAGGAAGCUCAAUGAAAAAGAGGACCACUGGGAGGAAGCUGGGGCUGCAGCUGGACCAGGGCACAGAAGCAGCCACAGUGAAAGUGAACCAGCCAUUUCAAAUGGCAAGGACUCUCCCUGGGGUCAGCAUCACUGGCAGCCAGGGAGGAAAGCCCACAACAGAUCUCCUUUCCGCAGUGGUGUCCGUGGCCCUCCUCCUCUCCCAGAUGACUCUGCUUCCCCUACAGAGGUAUCCACUGCUGACAUCCCCAUAUUAGAGAACCAGCCAGCUGAAGACAUUUACCCACGCCCGGCAGAGGCACCUACGGGCCAAGUGCCAAUGGUGACCGGAGCACAGCGGUUCAUGGAGGCUAUCCAGAAACCCUUUAAGCUCAACUUGGCCAACACACCAGGGAAAAAAAACCUUCGUAGGAUCAUUAUUGAUGGCAGCAAUGUGGCCAUGGUGCAUGGCUUGUACCAGUUCUUCUCCUGUCGGGGAAUUGCACUGGCAGUGCAGUAUUUCUGGGAUCGUGGACACCGGGAGGUGACAGUCUUUGUGCCACAGUGGAGGAUGGAAAAGGAUGCCAAGGUGAAAGAACAGCACUUUUUGACCCAGCUCCGGGACCUGAGUCUGCUCUCCCUAACACCCUCACGGCAGGUGGCUGGGAAGCGGAUUGUGUCUUAUGAUGACAGGUUCAUGCUCAAGCUGGCAGAGGAGACCAAUGGGAUCAUCGUCACCAAUGACCAACUCCGGGACUUUGUGCAGGAAUCUAAGAAAUGGAUAGGAAUCAUCAAAGAGAGGCUGCUGCAGUAUACCUUUGUGGGCAACAUCUUUAUGGUUCCAGAUGACCCACUAGGCCGAGGGGGUCCCACCUUGGAUGAAUUCCUGAAAAAAACCCAUAGGUCCAAGCCCGUGAAUUGCCACUCUUUUGCAGGCCGAGGGGCUCCCCUGGCCAAACCUGCCCUCUCGGCCUCUCAGACUGAGGUUCUCCAGCUAAAGGACAGGAAGCCCCCAGGGGGGCUUGCCAGAGAGCAGCAGCAGCAGCAUAGGAGAUGGCAGCAGGAGGAAGGGGAGGAGGAAGAAAUAUCCCGGAAACCAGCAGAAACUGAGCGGCUGAGGCAGCAGCUCCUGGAGAUCUUCACAGGACAGCACCAAAGGGUGGAUUUUAUCCUCCACAAGGAGCCCUGCACCCGAGAUCUCAACAAGCUCUCUGAAGCCCUCCUGAGCCUCAACUUCUGAGAUUGUUGUUCUGGGGAGACAAAUCUAUGCUUCGAGGCCCAAGAGUGCCAUAACCUCCAGUGCCAAAAUCAUGGUUUUUUCUCCAGGUGAGCUGCAGGAUACCAUGUGUGUUUCAGGGGGACUUUCAGUGUUACAUAUCAUGGGCCACUUAAUAAGUUAAAGUACAGUGCUACUGGCUUACAGCAACAACGGCAAACUGUUCUUCCAUAUGGCUGAGCCCACCAGCCUCUCAUCACAGGUCACUGUUUCAGCUUGAACCUAUGACCUUCAAAAUAAGAAAUCAGAGGUAGCUUUGACCAAGUUAGAAGCGAGACUGUUUUAGCCAGUACCCAUUGGUACCCUUCUCUUGGGAUCAGCACUUUACUGAACUCCUGUUAUCAGGGACUGAAUCCAUGACCUUCAGUGCCAAUACCACUGAUUGAGCCGUACCCGGAGCUGCAGGACUAACUGUUGUCUGAUAGCAGGUUGCUGUAUUGUUGCAAGGGCCGUGGCCCAUGAGAAAGAGAAAAAGAAGCCCUCUUGUAAUGUGGGGGAAGCGGGGCUCACAGGGUGAGAGAUCAAGAGGACUGGGAGUGAAGACUUGCAAAUGAGACCAAGAGGACGGGGAAUGAGAAAAAGAGAACAACAACACUAACGAGCCCUCCACAGCUGUCUCUCACCCCGCUCGCUCUAAGAUCAAAUCCAGCAUCUGAGCAAGACUGAACCCAAUAAGCUUGAACCCUUCCCAAGCUCUGCUCUUCUGCACCCUGGAAAACUAACUGCUGGGACUGGGCCUACAAAAUAGAGACAUCUUCCAGCUAUGGGCAAGAAAUUGCUCUAGUAGUUGAAGAGCCCACUUCAACUGGGGUGAGCCACUACGUGUCCCCCUGCAAAAUCAUUGCCUGGUUCAGAGCCCUUAUUCAAAACAUUUGUUGCAGUGACUGGCUGGAUCUUAGGACAAACUGUUGAUGGUCUCCAAACUGGAUAUUCAGGCCUGAGUCAAGGAGAUAGAAAACAAGAAAGCAGGGUUAUCUUCAUCCUGCCUUGUACCUUGGAGCCUUGGUGGGAGGGGAAAGAGAAGCAACCAGCUGGAAAGGAGUGAUUAGAGAAGAUUUGUUUUGUAACACUCCUCAAGAUCCACUGGUGUCCCUUCCGCUUCAUUCACCACUCACCCAUCCCAACAUCUGUUGUGGCCUCCGCUGCACCACCCGAGAAAGGACAACCAAUCUUCCACCAGCAGCUGCAUCAUCUGUUUCAGGGAUUUUCUGGAGCCUCCGUAGGUUGUAAGUUUCUCCUUUGAUCCUUGGCAAAGUCCAUGACACUUUGACUUCAAUUCCUACCUCUGCCUGGUCUGCUGCUGCCUUCCCGUUGGGGGACAGAUUCUGCUUCUGCACCUGCAUCAGUCGUGGAGUGCCUCUAGAAUGAGCCAGAGCAAGAAUGAGACCAGGGUCUGCCCUGAGUGUAUCUGACUCAGGGGUUUGAAAUCUGAAAUCCUGCUGCAGGGGAAGACCUAGCCAGCUCUGUUGGCCAGGACUAUAUCCCAUACAUAGCCCCCUGUAUGGGGCCUUGUCCACCACUGGACGGGGACAAACUGCUGCACAGCUUGUGUUGUACCUCACACACUGACCACCUCUCCCUCGGCAGCCCCAUCGUCCUUCCAGCCAUCCAUGUCUGUAAACCUGGUGUCUCCUCCAAGAUGUUUCUCCAUCCCACCCCACCCCACUUCCUUUACGAUUAUCCCCUUCUUUAGCACCCACCCAACUUCCAUUUUAGAGCCUUUGCCUCUGCUUUGAACCCUAUACUUUCUCUUUGCUAGCUCUUUCUCUUGCUCUUCCCUUAACUCUUGUUCACUAUACCAGCUUUCUUCUAUCUGUCUCCUACCUCUCCUUCAACUGGACCAAAAUCCCACUGAGGGACAGCAUCUUUGCCUGACCUACCUCACUUGCCCUAUGGAGUCUCCAGCUCCUUCAGUAUCCCACUGAAUUCCUUGGUCCUCACCUUCCCUACAAGGUCCUUCCAAGCCUCCUGCCUUAUUAAUGUUAGUAUCCAUGAGCCUCACUCCUCUCUCAAAAUCUUUGAUCUGAAAGACCAAACCAGUUGCUCUUCCAGCUCUCCUUAAUGCUCUCCCUUUUCCCUUCCCAAUCCCUUCCUUGUGUUCAUCUCACUUUACCAGUGGGUCUUUCCCAGGCAUUUACUGAGUCUUACCUACCUUUGUAAAUUGAACUGCGGCAUCUGCACAAAUUAUUUUUAUAGCAAAGGUAAUAAAUAGCAGGGCUGGUGAGACAGAAUCGCAUUUGUUCCUGCCAUACGCUGCCCACUGAUCUCCUCCAGAACCUGCAAACUCCAAAAGGUUGUGGGAGGGAGUUCAGGGCAACUCUUGCUUGCCGCAGUCCUCACUCCCAGCCCUCUUGUUCUCACUGUGUGAUCCCUGCUCCCCUCCUGUAAUGAGAAGGAGGAACCCAGGGAUCCUGGCUCUCAGUCUGCUAUUGCUGACAUCAGAACACCUGUCACAGACUCUUCUACUCCUGGUGGGAGCUGGAGUGUGAGGGGCCUGCAAGCAGCCUAAGCCCCUUGGCACAAGGUCUCCAGCCCAACUCCUUCCUGAUAGGCACUGACUAGCUGGGGCUAGUCAAAUGGAUGGAUGGAUAGAUAGUGGAAGACAUGGCCUUGACCUCACCAUGAUCCGCUGGCUGGGGAAUUGGC
Molecule: messenger RNA, 7102 nt
Organism: Alligator sinensis (Chinese alligator)
Lineage: Eukaryota; Metazoa; Chordata; Crocodylia; Alligatoridae
Gene: KHNYN
Product: KH and NYN domain containing
Exons: 8
Coding region: 1745-4420 (891 amino acids)
Cellular component (GO): cytoplasmic ribonucleoprotein granule; nucleus
Molecular function (GO): RNA endonuclease activity; mRNA binding
Source: RefSeq, a predicted model, not a curated record